Prunus avium (sweet cherry) is the source of this 995-nucleotide messenger RNA. RefSeq lists its product as uncharacterized. NCBI's taxonomy places the organism in Eukaryota, Viridiplantae, Streptophyta, Magnoliopsida, Rosales, Rosaceae. The record is from RefSeq and is a predicted model, not a curated record.
UCAGCGAAUCGGACCCAAAACCAAAAAUACGACUUGAAGGAAAAAAAACUGUAUAAGAAAAAUAUAUAAACAUCAGAAAUAUCCCAUCUCUCAUUGUUGAGCAGCUUGAGCUUUUGAGCACUUCUCUGUUUUUGGUGGGUUGGGUAAGAGUCAUCACACUGACCCACGGAUGCUGGAAAAUCCGACAUCAGCGGCAGCAGCCGCAGCAGAUCCACCGGCAAACGUGAAGCGCUAUGCUCCUCCCAGUCAGAGGAAUCGUCCUCUUAACAGACGCAAGUCCGCAGAUCGGUUUGAUCGAACUAACAAUCCUCAAGGCGGGAGUGAUUUGGAGAAGAAUCAAAUUUCUUCUUCAAGAAGUAUGUCUGGUAUGGAUCAUGGGGAUGCAAGUAGCAGCAGUCUUCUGAAUGAGAACUCUCGUCUAGGGUUACUAGCUCUAGAGGGGUGUAGCGGCAGUGCAGCUUUCCAGCUCUUAAAUAAUCGUUGGGCUGCUGCAAUGCAUUGCUUCAAUGAUCCAUCUGUAGAUUUAUCAGAAAGACCAGUUAUGUACACAGGAGGCGGAGCAGCAUGGGGUCAGUUCCAACUUCCUCAUCAGUUAAUGGCUUCAACAGGCGGUGCUGGGUCUCCUGGUUCAUCAAUGGACUUCUUGAGUGAACUUCGCCGCUUAAAGAACAUUUCCCAUGCCAGUUUUAGAACCUAGAAAUUAAUCCACAUAGCUCAAGAUAUUCAUCAGGAUCUGAAAGCAAACUUUGAGCAGGAUUCCAUGGUUGGUAGUAGCUUGUUGUAUUUCUUUCAGCCGGUGUUAGUAGCUGUUGCAUUUGUUCUCUGAAACCCAACAAUAUCCAUCUAAUUUAGUCCACCUUGGAUUUAUCGGACACAAACAUGGAUGUUUCUGCGUCUGGCAUGUGACACUUACAAAUGAUGCGGUUUGUGUAUGCAUACAUAAGUGGUUCUGUCCUUCUUCUGGGCGUGUCUGUGCGAGAGUGUUCAUUUGCUUU